AUGAACAACCAAUAAGUUCAAAGCCCUUAAAUAUUUAAUACCCAUUAUUUAAGAACAGAUUAUAAGGUAAAUCCUCAACCUUUAGUACUAAAUUUAAAUCAAUCUAGAUAAAGUUCAAAGGCUCUCUCUGUUGAUAGAGGUAAAGGAUUCAUAAAAAAUAGUUUAUAGUCAAACUUAAAUAAGCCAAUUAGAAUGUGGAGCAACUUAUAGAUCUUUGGCAAAGACAUAAAUCUAUUACUUAAAGCACUCCAACUCAUGUAUCAUAAUCUUUUCAUUAUCAUACUACCACAUAGAAAAAUGAAAGCUUUAUUAUAGGUAUAUAUUAAUCUUAUUAACUCAUAGAGGAAAUACCAGAAACUCGAGAAGUAAGCCCAUUGAAACCAGAAGAAAUAUAAAUAAAACCUAGAUAAUUAUUUGAGAUCAAUUAAUCAACAUCUAAGUUGCCUUCAACUCAUUAAUAAAAUUCUAAUCACAAAAAAACAAAUUCUUUGUAUAUUGGUGCUUUAUCAAGUAAAAAGUUAAAUAAUUUAUUAAUAGAAAGUGAUGCUUUUUCAGGAACUAAAAAAGCAGCUAAAGAAAACAUAAAAUUAUCAAAUAAUGGAACAUCAAGCAGUAAAAAAACAUAAUUCAAUUCUUCUUCUAAAAAAUUACCAAAAGAACUUUCAGCUAUAGUUUUAUAAUUACAAUCAGUUUAGAAAUCUUUACUUCCCCUAUAUUAAAAAUAUGAAAAUAAAAAGAAAACAGAGAUUGAUGAAUAAUUUAAUAUUCUAAUCAACCAAAUAAAAAAUGAUUUCACAAAAUGA
Molecule: messenger RNA, 803 nt
Organism: Paramecium sonneborni
Lineage: Eukaryota; Ciliophora; Oligohymenophorea; Peniculida; Parameciidae
Source: the annotation of a GenBank genome assembly